GGCAACAUUUUUAAUUUGAAAGUGAAAAGCGACGGUCGUAGGCGCUUGAAACACGCUCAUACAACGAGCCGAAACGACGACAAAAAUCGUAAAGUUCGCGCAGUAGGUCGCUUGUGACGCGCGCUUCCUGGAAGCAAUUGCAAUACAAUACAAAUAAUAAACUCGAAAAUUGUGCCAAGUUUUGUUGAAUCAAACGAAAAUAUCUCAAGUCUAAUAGACACAGGAAACACAAGUGAUUGAGUACAGUUCGUGUAGCGUGCAUCCGUUUCCGUUAACGUUAUUAUUGUUGUUGUUCUUGACGACGCGGUCAACGCGCUGUUCACUCCUGUCAACUAGUUUGCCACGAGCCCGCGCUUCGCAAUCCAAAUUUGAACGGAAGUUGUUAGUCCUUUCGUACAUAACAUAGAAAAGGAUACCACUACUCCACCGCAAAAAAACAACACUAAGGAUUACAUCGAAAAUUCUACUUGUGCUAAAAUUCACCACAAAUGAUGAUUUUACGGAUAACAGCAGUGACGCUUCUGCUAGCGGUCAGCCUCAGUGAUGGCGUUGUAGUGAAGCAACGACCACAGUAUGGCCCACCACCACCACAACGACAACCACAUCGCGAGUAUGGCGUACCACAGCAGAUACCGUUCCGUGAGUAUGGCCCACCAGCGCUCAAAUAUGGACCACCCAAAUUCAUAAGCGGUGGUAAUGGUGGCAGCUUUUCAUCAAGUGGCAGUAGUAGCAGCAGCAGCAGUAGCUUUAAUAGUGGCUUCCAUGAACAAAUCAAAUCGCAUUUCGGUGUGCCAAAGCCGUUCUAUGGACCACCACAUACACAACAUAAGCCAGCACCCAAUUAUGGACCACCACAGGCACAGUAUGGCCCACCACCACGUCCGGCGCCACAAUAUGGACCACCACCAUCGAAGCCAUCACCACAAUACGGCCCACCACCACCACGUCCAAGCUAUGGACCACCACCACCACAGGCGCUGCCUUCUCCAUUACCCGCACCACUAUUCAAACCAGAACAUUCACCAGCCAGUUCUUAUGGACCACCACCAUCAGGACCGCUGAAUUUGCCACCCAAACCUGUGUACGGUCCACCUAAGCCUUCUUACGGUCCACCGCCAUUGGCUUUAGGGCUUACCGGCCCCGGUCCAGCACCUGCCAACUUCAAUAAAGUGCCCGAAACAACGAUUAUACUAGCAAGCGGUGGCGGCAACGGCGGUUCCUCUGGUGCUCAUCAUCAUCACGGUAAUGGCGGCGGUCCAGUGAAACAAGUGCAAAUCCAAAUCGAUGCUUCCGGGCAUACGCACAGUGUUAGCGGCUCACAAGCACCAUUUCACACAGCUUGCGACGGUUGGAAGCCAAUACCGGCACCAGUAGGCUCCUAUGUCGAGGGCAAUAACAUCGAGACUCAAUCUGGUUACAGCCAUGUCGCACAAGGUAGCUUCGGCACACAGUACAACGGAGGUGCAAGUAUUUCCGGCGGCUCCGCAGGCAUUCACGGCGGUGCAACUGGCAGUGGCGGUAGCAUUGUUGCUGGAUUGACCGAUGAACAACUCGUUGCUGUUGCAUUGCAAUCAGGCGGUUUCGAUGCGUCCAACCAUGGAGUGCAAUUGUUACCAUCAGGACCAGCGGGUGAAUUCAAGCAACAAAAUAUUAACUCCAUUGAAACCGACGUUCUGCAGGCUUCGCUCGGCGGCGCUGGCGAUGAUUCGUAUAGCAAACCACCGCCAGACUCUUAUGCGCCCGGCUCAAUCCAUGCACACAAACACAAUAACAUUGGCGGAGGACCCGGCGGUAACUACGGACCACCACCACCGCCACCACCAGUAGACAGCUAUGGCCCACCACCGAGUGGUAACUAUCUGCCACCACCAAGCGGCAAUUAUGGUCCACCACCAUCGGCAUUGCCACCACCAAGCGACAGUUACGGACCUCCACCACCACCACCUUCUAGCGCUGCUCUUUUUGUUGAAAGUCAUCAUGGCUCUUCCUCAUCCGCUUCAUCCUCCUCCUCCACUUCCUCUCAAGCUGGCUUACAUUACGGCUCGCAAUCCGGCAAUGUAUUGAAUGUACCUACACAUGGUGCCUCGCAACCUAGUCGUCCGGUAUCGUUCCGUCCACCAGUACCUCAAGGCCUACUUGAGUCGAUUGGUGCUACCGUGCAGCAUUUGGAUCAAUUCGGUGUUAAGCCACCAACGCAGCCACCCACUUACAUACCGCCUGCUGCAAAUGAAAUCGCCGAUAACGGACUUGGUGGUAAUCUCGGUUCUGAAUACGGACCACCGCCACCAGCACCGGCUCAAGUGAAUAUACCCAUUGGCGUUAUUGAGCAGCAGUUGCCACAACAGCAACCGCCUCAGGUCUUCACACAGGUAAAUCAGCAACACGAACAUCACAACCACCAACAAAAUACACAACACUUCCAACAUCAACAACAACAAAUACAACAACAACAAUUCGAACAACAUGGUUCAUUCCAACAAUUUCCACCAUUGUCUCCACCUCCACCACAACCCCAAUUUGAAAUUUUACCCCCCUUACAGGAACAUCGUGGCAACGCGCAAAACCAAUAUGGUCCACCCUUGCCACCAUCACCACCACAACAGCAGUAUCUACCCCCACCACCACCACAACAUGGUGGUCGUCCCUUCCCACAACCACCACCACCACCACCACCAUCUCAACAAUAUCUGCCACCGACACAACAAACCGGUCCAGUAACCUUCCAGCAGCAAAAUAUUGGUAGUGCAUCCUCGAGCUCCAGCUUUGAAAAUUCGUACUCCUCCUCGCAACACAAUGAGCAAUUCAUACACGCACAGGCAUUGCCACUGCUGCAGGAACCACGUUUCACACAGGUGCAUGAUUGCGGUCAAGGACCGAAUCUAGUCAGUGCUGGCUAUCAAUUGCAGCAACAAAACCAAUAUCAGCAACAACAACAAAACCAGUUCCAACAUCAACAACACCAACAGCAUCAGUUCCAACAGCAGCAGCAACAACAACAACAGUUCCAACAACAGCACUCGCACCAAUACUCUGUCUCUAACUCAGUCUCCAGCAACUCUGCCAACGCCUACAAUGCCAUCUCACAAAGCAUACCCGUGGCUGAAACACACACCCAGUUUGUGGAACACGAACCAGCCGAUAGCUACGGACUACCAUCAGGUGGCAAUAACAUCGAUCAUGACUAUGAUGGCUAUGCUUCACAAAAGUCCACAGUAGCUACCUUACCCGACGGCACCGAUCCACAAGAACUGCCCGGACUCGAUGGUCUCAAUGUGAUUUCCGCGCAGAAAUCUCAGUCCAUACAGUUGUCGCCCGAUCAGGUCAGCGGUGCUGCACAUAGCCAAUAUGAACCGACUUUCCAAUUGGAUAUUGCCGGUAAUGGCGCCAAAUCGAUACAAACCGAACAGUCAUCUAACCACGAAGAGAUACUCUCUGAAGGCUUGUUGCAGUCCAUAUUAACUGCUAUUGAGCAACCACAGCAGAAGGGUGUGCAACAUCAGCACACAGUGCAAGUGAUCACAAAUCAACACAACGAUAUCUACGGUCAUGGCGCGCAAAGCCGUUCCGACACAGACAUACAUGAAGAUGCCACGCCCGAUGAUGAGCACGAACCCGAAGUGGCCGAAUCGGAAAAGGUUGAAGUGCAUGUAAACGCCGACGGCGAAGAAGUCGCGACAGUGGAGGAAAUCAAGCCGAUCGUAGCGGCCGAAGUCGAUGACGAUCAAGCGAAGCAUUAGCAAUAUACACGAAGUAUAAAAAAUAACGGUAGUUGGAGUUAGUUGUUAGGAGUAUAAGUCACUACUUGGCGCAUGCGCUGUCCAUUAGAGGAUUACUGUAGCGCCGAGGUGAUAAUACAUAUGACCGAAGCUAGUUAUCAUCACAAAACUAAUUUAUUUUAACGAUAACGAAACGUGUUCUCUUUGUGGAACAAACAAAAUACAUAAUGUCAUCACAAAGAAAAUCAACAAAGUAAUUUGGUAUAACCUCGUUAGGGUUGCCAUUAGUUUUAAGUACAUUUACAUUUACAUAUAUUAAUUAUAACAAACAUUCACUAUCAUUUUCCAUUGAAGUUGCCAUAUCUUAUUGUACAUGGCUUUGCCUUUGUCCUGCGAAAAUGUCAACUAAGAAUGCUUACAUUUUUCGUCUUCAUUUGCGAAUAAGGACACGCGGCAAAGCGGAGUGAGCAUCUUUUCAUUAAAUGUUUAAAAACUAAAUGUUUAUUAAUUAAAAUCAUGUAAAAUUAAAUAUGUAUAAAUAAUUACGAUAAUUUAUUUAAAAUAAAAAUUUCGAAAAAUUAAA
Messenger RNA from Zeugodacus cucurbitae (melon fly), 4299 nucleotides. Its product is annotated as trithorax group protein osa. Bases 489 to 3737 code for a protein of 1082 amino acids. The transcript has 3 exons. The record is from RefSeq and is a predicted model, not a curated record. Lineage: Eukaryota; Metazoa; Arthropoda; Insecta; Diptera; Tephritidae.